GCGAGCACGGGGCGGAGGGGCGGCCAACUGCUUCACACUUUCAACACUGCACGGAAGAGGGAGAGCGAGGCAGCCUGGAGACACACGCGUCCCCCCAAGAUCUCCCCAGGCGAAAGUCCCACAGAUUACAAGACAGAACCCUCCAAAUCGAAACGGAGGAAACGGACAGCCAUUGAACAUGGACGAAGGAAUCCCUCAUUUGCAAGAGAGACAGUUACUGGAACAUAGGGAUUUUAUAGGACUGGAUUAUUCUGCUCUGUAUAUGUGUAAACCCAAAAGGAGCUUGAAGCGAGACGACACCAAGGAUACCUACAAAUUACCGCACAGAUUAAUAGAAAAAAAGAGAAGAGACCGAAUUAAUGAGUGCAUUGCUCAGCUGAAAGAUAUGCUGCCUGAACAUCUGAAAUUGACCACCCUGGGACAUCUGGAGAAAGCUGUAGUUUUGGAAUUAACUUUGAAGCACUUAAAAGCAUUAACAGCCUUAACGGAGCAGCAGCAUCAGAAGAUAAUUGCUUUACAGAACGGGGAGCGCUCUCUGAAAUCGCCGGUCCAGGCCGACUUGGAUGCGUUCCAUUCGGGAUUUCAAACCUGCGCCAAAGAAGUCUUGCAAUACCUCGCGCGCUUUGAGAGCUGGACGCCUAGGGAGCCGCGCUGCGCACAGCUCGUCAGCCACCUGCAUGCCGUGGCCACCCAGCUCCUAACGCCACAGGUGCCCCCGGGCAGGGUCACGGGCCGCGCGCCCUGUAGCACGGGGGCUGCGGCUGCCCCCGGUCCCGAGCGCGCCGCCCGCUGCGUGCCGGUCAUCCAGCGGACUCAGCCCGGCACCGAGCCCGAGCACGACACGGACACCGACAGCGGCUACGGAGGCGAGGCGGAGCAGGGCCGCGCCACCGUCAAGCAGGAGCCGCCCGGGGACCCGUCGCCCGCGCCCAAGAGGCCGAAGCUGGAGGCGCGCGGCGCGCUCCUGGGCCCGGAGCCCGCGCUGCUCGGCUCGCUCGUGGCGCUGGGCGGGGGCGCGCCCUUCGCGCAGCCCGCCGCCGCGCCCUUCUGCCUGCCCUUCUACCUGCUGUCGCCGUCCGCCGCCGCCUACGUGCAGCCCUGGCUGGACAAGAGCGGCCUGGACAAGUAUCUGUACCCCGCGGCGGCCGCGCCCUUCCCGCUGCUGUAUCCUGGCAUCCCCGCCGCCGCCGCCGCCGCAGCCGCCUUCCCCUGCCUCUCGUCCGUGCUGUCGCCGCCUCCCGAAAAGGCAAGCGCGGCCGCCGGCGCCCCCCUCCCGGCGCACGAAGUGGCGCCCCCGGGCCCGCUGCGCCCCCAGCACGCGCAUAGCCGCACCCACCUGCCGCGCGCUGGGAACCCGGAGAGCUCUCAGGAAGAUGCCUCGCAGCCCGCCAAGGACGCCCCCUGAGCCCCGCGGCCCUUCUGGAACAGGGCUAGGGGCCUCCCGAGGAGUCGCCAGGUUUCCGAGUUCAAAUGCCCCCUAACGCGUGCCAGGGAGGAAGAGUAAGAGAUGCUCCGCAGGCUUAGGACAAAAACAGGUGUUUUGUGUACGCUUGGAGUUCCUGUUUUGCCCGUUUCUCGCCCGUUUGCCACCCCACCCCUCACCCCCGCCGCCACA
Molecule: messenger RNA, 1615 nt
Organism: Phodopus roborovskii (desert hamster)
Lineage: Eukaryota; Metazoa; Chordata; Mammalia; Rodentia; Cricetidae
Gene: Bhlhe41
Product: basic helix-loop-helix family member e41
Exons: 5
Coding region: 179-1405 (408 amino acids)
Biological process (GO): circadian regulation of gene expression; regulation of transcription by RNA polymerase II; regulation of neurogenesis
Cellular component (GO): nucleus
Molecular function (GO): DNA-binding transcription factor activity, RNA polymerase II-specific; RNA polymerase II cis-regulatory region sequence-specific DNA binding; protein dimerization activity
Source: RefSeq, a predicted model, not a curated record